AUGGAAAACGUCGAACACAUUAAUCGAUCUUUUACUAUUCAUCAAACAAAUAACAUAUCUAUAUUCAGAUCAAUGAAUUCCACAAAUAACGAAUCAUUAUUCCCAAUAGUUGCUUGUUCAUUACAAGAUCGUGUUUAUACAUCCACUUAUUUAUUUUUUAAAUUACUUAAUGCAACAUAUUUACGUUUACUUAUUGGACCAGGUAUAUUACUUAAUUCACUUUGUUUAUUUAUACUUUCUCGACCAAGAUUAUCAAAUAAAUCAACUACUAUUAUAUUUUUACGUGUUCUUGCACUUUUUGAUAUAUUAUCAAUUUCACUUAAAUAUAUUCGAGCAGAAAUAAAUUAUCAAUCAAUCGAAAAAGGUCAUGAAAUAUUUUUAUUAAUUCCAGCAGUUUGUAAAGCAUUAUAUGUAUCAAUGAAUGCAUGUAUUUCAAUUACUAUGUGGACAAUUGUUUUAAUGAGUUUAGAUAAAGCUAUUGCUGUUAGUUAUCCACUUAAAUCAAGCAUAUGGCUAACACAUAAACGAGCAUUUCAUAUUUGUUGUCUUGCUAUUGUUAUACUCUUCCUUGCUAAUUUAUCGUUCAUUAACUUAUCUGAUAUACACCUAGCGAGAAAUCAUCGUAAAUAUUGUGGAUUAAGUGAUAUUUCUUUUAUCGUCGAUCUGCUUACUGCUUCAAUUUUGCCUAUGGGUCUUAUUACAGCUGCUAAUAUUGUUAUUGCAGUUGUAUUACAUCGUACUUCAUAUGAUUGGCGAGUAUCUGAGGAUUUUAGCAAACGUGAAUCUAAUACAAGUUUUUCCAAAAGAACUUUAUCAAGCACUUCAUUUCGUCAACGUUGUUCCGGUGCUUCAACAAAUACAGGAGCCGAUACAAUAUUAGCAACAAAACGACGUAUAAAUGCCCAAGUUACACGUAUGCUUUUAGCUGUAACAUUAUCAUUAAUUAUAUUUAAUAUUCCCAAUACGAUGUUUUUUGUUUUUGUUAAAAUUUAUGAUACAAGACAAUUAUUAUUUGGACGUUUAUGUAUAGAUGUUAGCGAUCGUGAUAUACAAUUAUAUAAAUUUGGAUUUUAUUCAAGCGUUACACAGGAUAUAUUGUCGGAUUUACCGCAUGUAGUUAAUUUUUUCUUAUAUUGUUUAGCUGGAAAAAAAUUUCGAAGUAUAUUUAUAAAUGAAUUUAAUCAAUUACUUGUUGAUUUGCGUUUAAUGAAGAAAAGAAAAGAAAGAUGUUCAACAUAUAGAACAUCUGGUUUAAAUACUGACGUAGUAGGAAGUAUAGGUCAUAAUAUAAAUCCAGGACGUUCCUCACCAAAAACGCCUCCAUCAAAAAUACGACAAAGUGUUGAAGUUUUAUUUAAUGGUAAAAAUGCUCUAACAACGCUUAAUCGUCAAAGUACUCAUUUAUCAAGAAAAAGGACUUAUGGAUCUAGUGACACUGGAAAAUGUAUUCGUUCUAACACAAUGCACCAAUAA
This is a messenger RNA of Rotaria sordida, 1473 nucleotides long. Lineage: Eukaryota; Metazoa; Rotifera; Eurotatoria; Philodinida; Philodinidae. The record is from the annotation of a GenBank genome assembly.